Akanthomyces muscarius is the source of this 1068-nucleotide messenger RNA. RefSeq lists its product as uncharacterized. Bases 1 to 1068 code for a protein of 355 amino acids. The record is from RefSeq and is a predicted model, not a curated record. Lineage: Eukaryota; Fungi; Ascomycota; Sordariomycetes; Hypocreales; Cordycipitaceae. The transcript is spliced from 3 exons.
AUGGCCCCCUCCUUGACUUCUGUGGUCGAGCAACCCUACUUCACACAUGCCUCGCAUGUGAAGUCAAGUCUUCACACGGCCCAAGACCCAGCUGCUGCACGUUAUGUGGCCAAUGGGUGGGCUGACCUGCCAAUCUCUGGCUGGUCAAGCAGUAUUCACCCUUUGGAACCUGAAAUUACGCGCGAUGUCGAUUCGUAUUUUCUCCAACACUGGCCGUUCAAGACGGAGAAGGACCGCAAGAAGUUUGUCUUGGCUGGUUUCACGCGGGUGACUUGUCUAUAUUUUCCGCUUGCCGAGGAUGACCGCAUUGCCCUUGCAUCCAAGCUCUUGACUAUCUUGUUUCUCAUUGACGGCAUGUUCACCUCUCCGUACAACCUUCUGGAAGACAUGUCAUUCGAAGAUGGCGCAGCCUACAACAGCCAUCUCAUGCCCAUUGCUCGCGCAGAAGUGUUGCCGGACCGCAACAUCCCAGUCGAGUGGAUGUGGUAUGAUCUAUGGCAAGACAUGAGAGCCAAGGAUAGCCAACUCGCAGAUGAGAUUUUGGAGCCGACAUUUACCUUCAUGAGGGCUCAAACAGACAAGUCCCGACUGACAGUGAAGGAACUGGGGCACUACUUGACCUAUCGUGAGAAAGACGUUGGCAAGGCGUUGCUUUGCGCUCUGAUGAGAUUCUCCAUGAAGCUCCACCUCAGCAGCGAGGAGAUUGCCUCCGUUGUGCCUGUCGAGCAAAACUGUGCAAAGCAUCUUUCCGUGGUCAACGACAUUCUUAGCUGGGAUAAAGAAUAUAUCCAGUUUCAUGAAGGACAUCCUGAAGGCUCUGCUAUCUGCUCGGCGGUGCAGGUGCUCUCGACCGAAACUUGCCUGCCCUAUGCGGCGUGUAAGCGCGUGCUCUGGAUUCUCUGUCGCGAGUGGGAAAAGGAACACGACGCGCUGGUAUCCAAGCGACUUUCGUCCACUGCAAACCCCGCCAGUAAGGAUCUCAAGACAUAUAUGAAGGGUCUGGAGUAUCAGAUGAGUGGGAAUGAAUAUUGGAGCCUGACCACCCUUCGAUACAAUUCGCCCAACUAG